AUGGUUUCGUACAUUGAUAUACAUUUAUCUGAGGAAGAUUUAUACAAGCAUACUGAAGAAUUAGAUUUAAAUUGUGAUCAGUGCCACCGAGGCUUUAAAAAUAUCAAUGCUUUGCGAAUGCAUAAAGUAAAAACACAUAAUCAGGUUUCUACGGAGUCCGAUUUCCGGUUGCGUUAUCGACGCCAGAACCCGCAGAAAGAAGUAAAUAAAAGGUAUUUUUGCCCAGUUGAUGGGUGCUCACAUGGCAAAGAUUAUUUUAUGUCACUGAAACUUCUGAAGCAGCACUAUAUGAAAGUUCAUGUGAAGAAAAAUUUAAGCUGUAAGAAAUGUGGCGUUGCGAAGUUUAGUUUGAAGAGGGAUUUGAAGUACCACCAGAAACGCUGGUGUCCUCAAAGGGAAUUCUCUGAAGUUCAGCAGGCAAAAAAUUCGAUAAUUGAGAAGGGUACAUCUAAGAAGAACCAGAGUACAAAGACACAGGAGACAUCUAAUGUUCAUCAGCAUCGGAAAAGGCCCGAAAGCAGAGUAAAUGUGAAGAAAAUCCUUGUCAUUACAUUACCAGCUGGUUGUAGAUCAGCACAGUUCGUCCCAAUCUUUCCUCGCAAGUCUUUAAGAAGUGUGUCGUGUCAAACUGCUCCUGAAGUCAGUCUUGGUACCGUCCCUGAAACUGAUAUUUACAAAGAAGUUCACUCUCGGACGUAUUUCAGCAAAGAUGUUGCAACAAAUGUUGCCGCAUAUGAUCUGUGUCCCCCACAGCAAGGUUUUUUGCCGCCAGUCGACUCAUUGUCAUUUCAGUCUGAACAGACACCUAGACGAAAUGAGUACUACCAUCCAAAUGCUUGUUCUUUCGCUACACAAACUCCUAUGAAUUCGACGCCGGACACACAGCUUCUGAACUGCAGUGUUUCUCAAAGUGAUUGCGCUGUCCAGUCUAAUUUGUCAGAAGUCCCUGAAACUAGGCAUGUAGAGACUGAUAUGGACGAUUUUGAUUUUGAAGAGUUCUUGCGAAAUAUUGAGACACAAACGUCUGAAUCUUUUGGAAAUGAUGCGCUUACUCAAACCGUUAACAGUUUUAUGGACUGUGGAAUAAUGACGGAUGGUCCAUUCCAGUCAUGGAAUGACACAAUGACAGAAUGA
This is a messenger RNA of Enterobius vermicularis (human pinworm), 1134 nucleotides long. NCBI's taxonomy places the organism in Eukaryota, Metazoa, Nematoda, Chromadorea, Rhabditida, Oxyuridae. The record is from the annotation of a GenBank genome assembly.